GUUUGGUUAAUCUCAUUUUGCAGAAGCCAAGAAAGAGGUUAUUCCUUGAGUUAGGAGAAGUUGGUUUGCUUUGUUUGUGGUUUUUUUUAUAAUCUUUUCUACGUGAAGGGAAAGUGGGAAAUAUUGUUUGGAAGUGGAAAUAUACUCUAGUGGGAAUCUACUAGGAGUAAUUUAUUUUCUAUAAACUAAGCAAAGUUUGGAAGGUGACAAAAAGAAAGACAAAAAUCUUGGAAUUGUUUUAGAAAACCAAGGUUUUCUUGCUCAGAAUGUCUGUUGCCUUGUUAUGGGUUGUUUCUCCUUGUGAGGUCUCAAAUGGGACAGGAUUCUUGGAAUCAGUCCGGGAGGGAAACCGUUUUUUUGAUUCAUCGAGGCAUAGGAAUUUGGUGUCCAAUGAGAGAAUCAAUAGAGGUGGUGGAAAACAAACUAAUAAUGGGCGGAAAUUUUCUGUACGGUCUGCUAUUGUGGCUACUCCAUCUGGAGAACGGACGAUGACAUCGGAACAGAUGGUCUAUGAUGUGGUUUUGAGGCAGGCAGCCUUGGUGAAGAGGCAGCUGAGAUCUACCGAUGAGUUAGAAGUGAAGCCAGACAUACCUGUUCCUGGGAAUUUGGGCUUGUUAAGUGAAGCAUAUGAUAGGUGUGGUGAAGUAUGUGCAGAGUACGCAAAGACGUUUAACUUAGGAACUAUGCUAAUGACUCCCGAGAGAAGAAGGGCUAUCUGGGCAAUAUAUGUAUGGUGCAGGAGAACAGAUGAACUUGUUGAUGGCCCGAAUGCAUCAUAUAUUACCCCGGCAGCCUUAGAUAGGUGGGAAGAUAGGCUAGAAGAUGUUUUCAAUGGGCGGCCAUUUGACAUGCUUGAUGGUGCUUUGUCCGAUACAGUUUCCAACUUUCCAGUUGAUAUUCAGCCAUUCAGAGAUAUGAUUGAAGGAAUGCGUAUGGACUUGAGGAAGUCGAGAUACAAAAACUUCGACGAACUAUAUCUCUAUUGUUAUUAUGUUGCUGGUACGGUUGGGUUGAUGAGUGUUCCAAUUAUGGGUAUCGCACCUGAAUCAAAGGCAACAACAGAGAGUGUAUAUAAUGCUGCUUUGGCUUUGGGGAUCGCAAAUCAAUUAACCAACAUACUCCGAGAUGUUGGAGAAGAUGCCAGAAGAGGAAGAGUCUACUUGCCUCAAGACGAAUUAGCACAGGCAGGUCUAUCCGACGAAGACAUAUUUGCUGGAAGGGUGACCGAUAAAUGGAGAAUAUUUAUGAAGAAGCAAAUCCAUAGGGCAAGAAAGUUCUUUGAUGAUGCAGAGAAAGGAGUGACAGAAUUAAGCGCAGCUAGUAGAUUCCCUGUAUGGGCAUCUUUGGUCUUGUACCGCAAGAUUCUCGACGAGAUUGAAGCCAAUGACUACAACAACUUCACAAGGAGAGCUUAUGUGAGCAAAUCAAAGAAGUUGAUUGCAUUACCUAUUGCAUAUGCAAAAUCUCUUGUGCCUCCUACAAGAACUAUCUCUCUUCUAAGCUAAAGAAUGAAAUCAAGAUAUAUAUAUAAAAAAAUAAAAUCAAGGCUAAUUAAGCAAUAUACAUUAGAAAAAAAAAGGAAGAAGAAAUAUUGUUGUAUUGAUAUAAAUGUAUAUCAUCAAGAUUAGGUUGUAGUAAAAUUCAAUAUAACAAUCUCU
Messenger RNA from Solanum verrucosum, 1658 nucleotides. Its product is annotated as phytoene synthase 1, chloroplastic. Gene Ontology annotation, molecular function: geranylgeranyl diphosphate synthase activity. NCBI's taxonomy places the organism in Eukaryota, Viridiplantae, Streptophyta, Magnoliopsida, Solanales, Solanaceae. The record is from RefSeq and is a predicted model, not a curated record. The transcript is spliced from 6 exons. Bases 267 to 1505 code for a protein of 412 amino acids. Gene Ontology annotation, biological process: carotenoid biosynthetic process.